GAAGAGGAGCUCCGUUGUUAUGUGUUUGUUCUUGAUCUUUGAAACUUAAACACGGUCUUUUUUUUUUUUUCUUCCAUUCGCAGACGUUAACUUUGCCAAAGUUAAGGAACUUUCUAAUAGCAUCAGCCAUAUUCGGCUGCAUUUUUAAAUUGAUCGUUUCGACAGUGUCUUAUUCGAGUGGUUUUGUUAGUUAUGUUUUGUAAAGUUAGAGUGGGUUUGUCCACAGCGGCUCCAGUCAGGUUCCCCAGUUGUAUGAAUCCGACAGUGAAGCUGGUGUCGCCUGGGUUCUGUAGACACCAGCGGAGGAACCUCAACUCCGAAUCUGCAGGUGUCAAGGUGUUGUAUGAUGGGUUGUGUCCCAUCUGCAUGACAGAGAUCCGCUUCCUCCAGUUCCUGCAAAGAAACCAACCGGGGAAAGUUCAUUUUAUUGACAUCUCUAAGCCAGGCUACGAUGGGGCAAAAUACAAUGAUGUCACCUAUGAGAUGGCCAUGGAGGAGAUGACUGUAAUCGAUGAGAAAGACGAGGUGCAUCGCGGGGUUCCAGCAUUUGCAGUGAUGUAUGGCGCCGUUGGGCUCGGCUGGUUGGGCCGCUUUAUGAUGUGGUCAACAGUGAGGCCGUUUAUGGAUAAAUCAUACGCCAUCUUUGCAAGGAAUCGACUUAAGUGGACUGGACGGGCAGAGGAUUGCACCACAGGACGCUGUGAAAAGAAAUCUGUUGACUCUUCCUGACUUCAUUAUUAAAAUUAGCUACUGUAUAUUUAUUGAUAUGAAUGUGUUGCAUAUUGUGCUGCAGGAAAAUCUAAUUAAAAUGCUGGAAUAUAGGUGUGGUAAAGACUUUAUGCUUUUUUUUAUACAUAGUUCGCAAUUUGUAAAUGCAUGCUAACAAUAGUAAAAAAGAAAAGGGUUUGGAAUUGCAUAAUAGUGUGACAUUUGUUUUACAAACUAUCUUUGUCUAUCAAAACUAUUUUAGUUAUAUUGCAUUUGAAGAAACAUGACCGAGUGAGCGCUCUUAGCAGCAAACGUCUUUGACGUAUAUUCUUCCGGUAACCAUGUCAACAAGAAUUUAAGCAUUUAGGAGAAAGUAAGCAACUUAUGAAUAUCUGAAUGUGCUUUAUACGCUAUGUGCCUUGGGAAACGUUUAUCUUUAUUUUCCAGGAAUGAUGACAUGACUUCAUGAUGUAUCUUCGUCUAUGACGAUUGACUGAACUGGUCCAAAACUCCAGCAGUCCACAAACAGAACCGCUCCCAAAGUCUGGAUCAACACAAUACGACAGAAUUUUUUCAUGCAAUUCCCACAGGUUGCAGUUGAUUAUGUUGCAACAGAGAAGAGGUGUCCACAACAAGUCUGGGAGCUUCAUACCACACUGAGUCAAGAAUGGGUUACCCAUUUUGCUCAGGUUUCACUAAGAGGACUUUAAUAUCAUGCAGGAAUAUGUACACAAUGAUCUGUCUCAAAAGAGACCAAAGACUGGCACUUUGUCCGAACUCAUCCAGGCUUUAUGCAUGUACUAGCAGUGCAAAGCUCUUUACAAGUUACACCUCAGUCUUCUUUAAAGAAAUUGCCAGGGAAGUAAGACAUCUCCGUUGUUUGUGUUUUUAUUCAUUUACUAAUAAGGAGGCAUUUAAAACCAAAGCUCCAGUUGGGAUUUUUAAUUCAUGCGUGCUGAAAAGUCACCCACUGUCCAGACACUUUAACAUUUGCUUUAAGAGAAGGCAUGCCGUUGGGUUUGCUGAAAAUGGCAGUUUUAUUGUAACAGUUCCUGAAUAUCAGUGCCAGUCACAAAAGCGCAGGUUUAGUCAGUGGUCAGCUGCAAAUCAAAAACAACCGGGAGGCAGCAGCCAAGCACAGUCUUCAAAAUCCAAAGAGAAACAGGAAAAACCAGAGACUGUUGCCUCCAGCGGUGAAAAGUCUGGACUGGACAUCAGCCCUUUGACUGCAGUAUUUGGCGAGACCUUCAGUUACGUUGCCAAACGUAUUGGCUCAGUGUUCUCUGUGGAUGACACAGGUCAAAAGCAGGAUCUAUCUGCUACUAGAGAAAAGACCCGGAAGGUGAAGAAGAAAAAAAUCCCAGACUCUGGUGAAAAGCCUGAAGUUAAACAACAUAUAGAACAGACAACAGCGCAACACCAAAACGUCGCCGACACCGCUGAGGACUCAUUCAUCCACAUUGCGGAACACAUCAAUAGAUACUUUGGCGCCAGCGAUGAUGUAGGUGAAGUUGACAGUGACAAAGAACGUCCUGUCUCAACAAAACCUACCUCAAAAGCUGCUAGCUCGAAAGACAGCUCGAAAGACAGCUAUUCUCAGACAUCAUCUUAUAUCAAUCAGUAUUUUAGAUCAAAAAGUGAACAGAAGGACCUUGGUCCAACUGUCAAAACAAAGAUAGACCUGGCAUCCUUUAGGAAGACAUCUUUGAUGGACAUCUUUCGCCGUCCCACUACUGCUAUUUCAGAUUUUCUGAAUUCGAUGUUUGAGGAGACUGAAGUCAUAACUGAAUUGCCUUUACCAGAGAUCCUAAUAAAUAAUAGGUGUGUCUUGACCCGCAGACAAGCAGAGGAGACCACACUUAGGUUAAUACUGAGACUAGAACAAGCCUCAGCUCCAGACAUUAUGACUGCCUGCAUAGAAGUACUCAAUGAACACCUUAUCCGCUUCCCAGCAUGCAAGUCUUUUAUCUGGCAGGGGAGAUGUAUAGUCAACCUGUUGAGACUGCGGCGAACUUACAAACACCAUCGAGGACUGCAGGCCUCUAUAAGAGAAGCCUUAGCUCUGAUUGGUUUUGUGGAUCCAGUCAAAGGUCAUGGCAUCAGAGUUCUCUCCAUUGAUGGUGGAGGUACAAGAGGUGUUGUACCUCUGCAGUUACUAAAGAUACUAGAAGAUGAGACCGGCAGAAAGAUUCACCAGCUGUUUGACUACAUCUGUGGAGUGAGCACAGGAGCCAUCUUAGCUUUCAUGUUGGGACUGGGCCGUGUUUCUCUGGAGGAGUGUACUGAAAUGUACCGCCAAAUUGGAACCGAGGUUUUCAAGCAAAACCCGCUGGUUGGCACUGUGAACAUGGGAUGGAGUCACUCCUACUAUGAUACCGCAACCUGGGAGAGAAUACUACAGGAGACGAUGGGUUCUGAUCUGCUAAUUAAAACAUCCAGAAACAAGGGCACUCCAAAGGUUUCAGCUGUCAGUGCAGUUGUGAACUGGGGCACAGGCCCUAAGGCCUUUGUGUUUCGCAACUACAGCCACAAACCAGGCUGCCCUAGCCGCUUUUCAGGGGGGUCCGACUACAAGAUGUGGGAGGCAGUGCGUGCAUCAUCAGCCGCACCUGGAUACUUCCAGGAGUUUCUUUUGCAGAAUGACAUCCACCAGGACGGAGGAAUCAUCAUGAACAAUCCCUGCAACUUGGCGGUCCACGAGAGCCGGUUGAUGUGGCCCAACACACCCUUUCAGUGCGUGCUGUCCCUUGGCACCGGACGCUAUGACAAUGUCAAGAGGAGCCCUAGUACCUCCACGAGCCUUCGAGAAAAUAUCACUAACCUGAUCUUCAGCGCCACUGACACUGAAGGGGUCCACACCCUCUUGGGCGAUUUGCUGCCCCCAGAUGUCUACUUCCGCUUCAACCCCAUGAUGAAUGAUGAGGUGUCCUUGGACGAGAAUCAACCCGAGACACUGGAUAAGCUUGUGAUGGAAACCCAGGACUACCUGGAGACAAAUCGGUCUAAAGUGGCCAAGCUGUGUUUAGUUCUAAAUUCACAGCGCUCACCUGUCGACCGAGCCAAGGACUGGAUUAGUCAGAGGACUUGGGAAAUGAAGAAGAUGCUGAUAUGAUUUGGUGAGAUGCAGCUUUUCUACACGUGCACUGCUGUGAAGCACAUUUACAAAUGCUACAGAAAAAUAGCAAAAGAAUGUAUGGAAUAAAUAAAAAGAAUAAAUACAACAGA
Poecilia reticulata (guppy) is the source of this 3933-nucleotide messenger RNA. RefSeq names its product calcium-independent phospholipase A2-gamma-like. NCBI's taxonomy places the organism in Eukaryota, Metazoa, Chordata, Actinopteri, Cyprinodontiformes, Poeciliidae. Gene Ontology annotation, cellular component: membrane. Gene Ontology annotation, biological process: arachidonate metabolic process. The record is from RefSeq and is a predicted model, not a curated record.